Molecule: messenger RNA, 507 nt
Organism: Ipomoea nil (Japanese morning glory)
Lineage: Eukaryota; Viridiplantae; Streptophyta; Magnoliopsida; Solanales; Convolvulaceae
Product: defensin D2-like
Exons: 2
Coding region: 57-299 (80 amino acids)
Biological process (GO): defense response
Source: RefSeq, a predicted model, not a curated record
UCUUAAAGCUAUAUAUCCGAAAAACACUCCUCCAUCUUCUUCAUCCUUUGCAAAACAUGGCUUCUUCUCUCCGUUCAUUUGCAGAUGCCCUUCUCUUUGUGAUACUGUUCAUGGCCACUGAGGUGGGAAGAAACACAAUAAUGGUGACGGAGGCGAGGAAUUGCGAGUCGCCGAGCGGGCAAUUCAAGGGGCCAUGUACUAGUGACAAAAACUGCGCAACGGUUUGCUUGUCGGAGGGGUUCCCCCACGGCGACUGCAAAGGGGUUUUGCGCAAAUGCGUCUGCAUUAAGCCUUGCUAAUUCGAUCAUCUAUCUACCUAUAUAGCUAGGCAGAUGCUGUGUGUGUAUGGCUAAAUAAAUGUUACAAAUCCAACCAUGCAAUGGAUCAGUCUUGUCUUUGCUCUUUGGCAAAGCCAGAAUCCAAAUUCAGUUGGGUCAAUAUACUAAAUUCCAUAUAUAAAAAUAUGAAUGUAAUAAGUUAUAUUUAUAUAUAAAUGUUUUAGUUUUA